Saccostrea cuccullata (small rock oyster) is the source of this 2124-nucleotide messenger RNA. RefSeq names its product N-acetylgalactosamine-6-sulfatase-like. NCBI's taxonomy places the organism in Eukaryota, Metazoa, Mollusca, Bivalvia, Ostreida, Ostreidae. The transcript is spliced from 14 exons. The record is from RefSeq and is a predicted model, not a curated record. Bases 3 to 1604 code for a protein of 533 amino acids. Gene Ontology annotation, molecular function: N-acetylgalactosamine-6-sulfatase activity; arylsulfatase activity.
GUAUGAUCACGUGCCUCUCAAAACUGAAAGUAAAAGAAGGCCGGCAACUUCACACGAAAACAAAAAACAAAAUGAUUUUCUUGUUUAUAAUAACUGUGCAGUUCAGCAUUUUGAAUGCUAUGAAGCCAAACUUUAUUUUAAUGCUGAUGGAUGAUAUGGGAUGGGGUGACCUAGGAGUAUUUGGAGAACCCAACAAAGAGACACCAUUCCUGGAUCAGAUGGCAGAGGAGGGCAUGCUGUUUCCUGACUUCUACUCUGCCAAUCCAUUAUGCUCACCAUCCAGGGCUGCACUUUUGACUGGACGUUUACCAAUAAGGAAUGGAUUCUACACUACGAAUGACCAUGCACGGAAUGCAUACACCCCACAGAAUAUUGUGGGUGGAAUUCCAGAUGAAGAAAUUUUGCUGCCAGAACUUCUUCAUAAAGUGGGAUAUCAGAAUAAGCUAGUUGGAAAAUGGCACUUGGGUCAACAGAAACAAUACCUACCUCUCCAGCAUGGAUUUGAUGAAUGGUUUGGAGCACCAAACUGCCAUUUUGGUCCCUAUGACAACGUUCACACUCCUAACAUUCCGGUAUAUAGGAACUCAGAAAUGAUAGGGAGAUAUUAUCAAGAUUAUAAAAUUGAAAAGAAUGGGGAAUCCAACUUAACACAACUUUACAUGCAGGAGGCAAUAGAAUUUAUUACCAGGAUGCACAAUAAAUCCAAGCCAUUUUUCCUGUACUUGGCUGUAGAUGCUACCCAUGAACCAUUGUAUGCUUCCAAGUCUUUCCUGGGAACCAGUAAAAGAGGAUUGUAUGGUGAUGUUGUAAGAGAACUGGAUUUUGCUGUGGGAAAAAUUCUCACCACAUUAAAGAAGCUAAAAAUAGACAAUAAUACUCUGGUAUUUUUCUCCUCCGACAAUGGUGGUGCUACAUAUGCCAAAGAACAUGGGGGCAGCAAUGGACCAUUUCUGUGUGGUAAGGAAACAACAUAUGAGGGAGGUAUGAGAGAACCCACAAUAGCUUGGUGGCCAGGGCAUAUCAAACAGGGUCAGGUUUCAGCUCAGGUAGGCUCUUUAAUGGAUCUGUACUCCACGUUUGCAGAUUUUGCGGGCGUCGAUAAACCAAAGGACCGUGUCAUCGACGGAAUCAGUCUUCGCACUUCAUUGCUUAAUCACACAGAAGUGCAGAGACCAUUGUUUUACUACCGUGGAAAUCAAAUAAUGGCAGUAAGAAUGGGUAGCUAUAAAGCUCACCUGUGGACCUGGACUAAUUCAAUAGAAGAAUUUAACAAGGGUAUAAACUUUUGCCCAGGACAAGAAAUUAAGGGUGUGACCACACAUAACCAAACUGACCACACCUCUCAGCCUCUUUUGUUUCAUAUUGGAAGGGACCCUGGAGAGAGAUAUCCAAUCAGUGCCACUAGCCCUGAAUACAAAAAGGCAAUGCUUUUGUUAAUGAAAGAAAUACAGGAUCAUAUGACAAAGCUGGUGCCAGCCACUCCACAACUUAAUAUGUGUGACCAGGCAGUCAUGAACUGGGCUCCUGCUGGAUGUGCCAAAGGAAAGAACAAAUGUUACAAAGGACCCCCUUCUAAACCUUACAAGUGUAGCUGGCCACAUUAGCACUGUAUAUCAUGAAGUUCUAGGGUCAGUGAUGUAACAAUUGAAACAAACUAUACAUUAAAAUUUUAUGUUCAUAGUGCCAAGAGAUAAGGAUUGUGCAAUAUCUAUAAUCAUUCCACUUACUGCAUACAGGAAAUUUUUCACCCCCUUUUUUUAUUUUGCCAAUUUCUCCCUUAUCACAAGGGAAACAAAAGAAAACAGGGAAAAUUCAAAGAAGACUUUAUUUUUUUUUAUUUCUCAAACAGGGCAAACUUGUUUUCAGGGGUGAAAGGGCAAGAAAUGGGAUGAGAAAUAAUCUUGUAUACAGUACUUGUUAUUUCUUCCUUAGAACCUACCCUUGAGAGAGCUAGGGCAUUACAUUUUUGACAUAUCCGUCAUUCCGGUUUUUUUUUAUUUAAAUAUACUUUUUUUUAAGCAAGUCAAUGGACAUUAAUCUGAAUUUUCAUUUUAUGGACUUGUGUCAUAUCGAUUAUGUUUUACAAAUAUUUUAUUUCUUUGUCUUUAGGGUUACCGAAAAAUA